Carassius carassius (crucian carp) is the source of this 2018-nucleotide messenger RNA. Its product is annotated as 2-phosphoxylose phosphatase 1-like. Gene Ontology annotation, biological process: glycosaminoglycan biosynthetic process; chondroitin sulfate proteoglycan biosynthetic process; dephosphorylation. Gene Ontology annotation, cellular component: Golgi apparatus. The transcript has 6 exons. The record is from RefSeq and is a predicted model, not a curated record. Gene Ontology annotation, molecular function: phosphatase activity. The coding region runs from base 223 to 1752 and encodes 509 amino acids. NCBI's taxonomy places the organism in Eukaryota, Metazoa, Chordata, Actinopteri, Cypriniformes, Cyprinidae.
AAAAAUAAUAUGUGUGAGACACACACACACACAGACACACACACAGUUUAUAUUGUUAGAGGCUCAUAUCGGGGCUGAGUCUGAUCAUUCUUCAGGGGCAGAUGGAUCAGGGCACGGAUCGACUCCUCUGAACGGAAUAUCUCGGCUCUGUUGGCUCAGGCGACAGUACGGGGGCUGUGCAUGUAUGGCUGAUGGACAGUCGUCUGAACCAAUCACAGGACAAUGCUGGCACGAAGCCGUUUCAUGCUGGUGCUGGUGGUGGGUGCACUGCUGGCGGUGCUGAGUUUCAGCCUGCAGUAUUUGCACCUCAUUCCAACCAAUCCGGUGGCAGAGCAAAUGUCACUUGGUAAAAGCAGAAAGCGUGUGAAUCCGGUCCUCCACACGGAUGCUCCUGCUCCAGAUCCCAUCCGAGACUCUCACCGGUACUGCAAUUACCCCAACCUUACCGAGCACAGCUGGGAGGGUCACAGUCCGGCUGACUACAGGCUGCUGUCGGUACAUGUGAUGAUCCGACAUGGAGACCGUUUCCCUCUGUACUCCAUCCCCAAAACCAAGAAGCCUGCCAUUGACUGCGUCCUAUCAGACAAGAGAAAGCCCUCUCACCCCCUCUUGGCCUCCUUCAUUAGUCACAUGGCUCUCGGUGGGCGUGGUCACUGGGACGCAUCACUGGGAUCUCUGCCCCGAUUACCCAAUCACAGCACCUGUGAAAUGGGAGAGCUUACACAGACAGGAGUCGUGCAGCACUUGAAAAACGGCGAUCAUCUUCGCCAGGCCUACAUCAAGCGUCACAAUCUGCUCACUGCUGAUUGGUCACCACGGCAGUUGUGGGUGGAGACUACAGGUAAAAGCCGCACCCUACAGAGUGGAUUGGCCUUCCUCUUUGGCUUCCUGCCACGUUUCGAUUGGUCACGGCUGACGGUAAGACAGCAGUGGAGUACGCUGUUCUGCGGUUCCUUGUGCGACUGUCCCGCGCGGAACCGGUUCCUGGAGCAGGAGCAGCGCAGGCAGUAUCGGCAGAGGACUGCAGACACAGAACUGGAGCGCACAUACGUCACAAUGGCGAAGACGCUGGGCGUGGCCACAAAAAUUCUGAGGGCGGCCAAUCCGGUGGAUGCAUUGUUGUGUCACUUUUGUCAUGGUCUUGCUUUCCCAUGCACUAGCACACGGACUACAUCAAACGCUCCGGAUGAGGGGGCGUGUCUUACACUGCAGCACUUUGCUGUGAUUCGACGGCAGCAGAAAGAUGAUGAACUGGAGCGGCGGGAGGCGGGGCUUUACCGCCGAUAUGCUGUGCUCGCGGCACAUCCGUACUUAAACCGUACUGCAACACGGAUGGAGAGGAUUGUCAGAGCAAGCCAAACACGCAGAGGAACGGAAGAGGUGGUCUUCGCUUUAGCAUCUGCUCACGACGUAACAAUGGCCCCGGUGCUGUGUGCGCUUGGUCUGGAAAGGGCCGGAUUUCCAAAGUUUGCAGCGAGGCUGGUGUUUGAGCUGUGGAACGGACCAGAAGCGAAAGACAAUGAGAGAAAGAGUGAUAGAAAACGAGGACAGUGGAUGAAGAACAUGUUCAUCCGUGUUCUCUAUAACGGAGAGGACUUGACCUUUGACACAGCCUUCUGCCGUGAACACAAUCGACACUCUGCUCAGUCGCUAUGCCCUCUGGGUAAUUUCAUGUCGUUUGUGAGAAAUGAUAUGUUUAAUAUUGUCAACGCGACCAGUUACCAGCAGGCCUGCCACCAAACUGUCCUGUAAUAUGUGAACGUGAAUGAGGGAACGGCAAGGAAAGAUGAGGAAGAGGUAUGGUUACCUAAAUAUUCUGUACAAAUCUGUCAUCCUUCAAGUCCUUCCAAAACGAUAUGACUUUUAGUGGAAUGCAAAUAACACUUUUGAUAAAUAUUCAAUGAAUGCAAAACUUUCAAGCUCAAAAAAGCAAGUAAGUUCCCUAAAAGUCCGUACGACUUCUGCACUAUAUUCUAAUGAGUUCGCAGUUCGCUUGUUACUGAAUGCACUCGUUGUGC